AUGUGGGCACUCAGGCUGCGGCUGUCACCGCUCCGCGAUGUCCCUGCCCGGCGCGCCUAUUCAACUCUUCGAAGUCGCAACUCUCGCCACAGCAGCAUUCGUCCAGAGCGCAUCCCGUCAGCGAGAAGGGCAGCGGAACCAUCACAAGAACCGCAAAAUGUGAACCCAGACCAACAAGAGACUCCCAAUAUCAAUUAUGACCCUGCGCAAAACACCCUCCUCUCUCCGGUCUACAUCCCCGAAGACCCAAAUGGCGUUCUCAAGGAAACACACCCCGCAACAAACAUUCUGUCCAAUUCAGGGCUCGUGAUUCAGCGUCAGAUCGAAAUGAUGAAUGUGUUGAUUGGGUUCGAACAAGCCAACCGAUAUGUCAUUAUGGAUGCACAAGGCAACCACGUUGGUUAUAUUGCUGAACAGGAGAAGGGCAUGGGUAGCAUGAUGGCACGACAAUGGUUUCAUACUCACCGGAGCUUCGUCACUCAUGUGUUCGACCGCCAUGAAAAUGAAGUACUGCGCUUCCACCGGCCAUUCUCUUGGAUCAAUUCUCGGAUCAAAGUGUACGACCCGUUGGACCACUCUACCGCUUAUAAUUCCUCGACUGGUCUCCAACACACCCCCACCGGGUCUCUGGUACUGACUGGAGAUACAUCCAACACUCGUGUUUCACCUUUAGGGUUCGACCAAAUGCGUGUUAUCGGUGAGGCGCAGCAGCAAUGGGCGCCGCUACGCCGCAAGUACAACCUUUUCACCUAUCACCAGUCGCCAAAUCCAGCGUUGGACAUGGGUACUCAAAAUUUCGCUCUAGCAGAUUCGGGACUUUCUAAAGAUCAGCAAACACAAUUAACGCAAGUUUCUCCAGGAGGGCAAGGCGUAUUCAAUCAAUUCGCAUAUGUAAAUGAACCUUUCCUCUCUUGGGACUUUUCGCUUCUUUCGGCCGACAACCGCCUAAUCGGCUCCGUGAAUCGAAACUUUGUGGGAUUUGCUCGGGAGCUUUUCACAGACACCGGUGUCUAUGCAUUGCGCAUGGACUCGGCUGGACUUGGUACCGAGGCUCAUCGUAAUGAAAGCACCCCCACUGGAAUGACAUUGGAUCAACGAGCUGUGAUGCUAGCUACGGCUGUAUGGGCGGCGGAGCCACAGCCGGAGAGGCUGCUGGAGGCGCUGUUGCUGGAGAGGCUGCUGGAGGCGCUGCUGCGGGGAGGUGCCGCUGCCGGCGAGGCAGGAGCUAUUACUGGGACCGCUGGCGGAGCCAUUGGUAAUGUAGGCACUGCUUCUGGGGGCAUCGCUGAAGGUGUCGGUGCAGGAGUGGCCGGCGCCGGCGCUAUGGCUGGGUAUGAAGCCAUGCAACGGGGUAUGUCGGGCCAGCAAAGUCCCCAAGAUAUCCCACCUGAGCAGUCAAUGCCUCCUCACGGGCAGCAGCCACCUGACUUCUAUGAAGAUAAAUGGCCUGAGCAGGAACAGGAUGACUUCUGGGGCCGUGAGGAUCCAUGGGGCGGUGAUGGGGAAGAUGGUGACGGCGGUGACGGUGAUGGCUUUGGCUGGUUCUGA
Messenger RNA from Penicillium chermesinum, 1548 nucleotides. Its product is annotated as scramblase family protein. The coding region runs from base 1 to 1548 and encodes 515 amino acids. The transcript has 4 exons. Gene Ontology annotation, molecular function: phospholipid scramblase activity. The record is from RefSeq and is a predicted model, not a curated record. Gene Ontology annotation, biological process: plasma membrane phospholipid scrambling. Lineage: Eukaryota; Fungi; Ascomycota; Eurotiomycetes; Eurotiales; Aspergillaceae. Gene Ontology annotation, cellular component: plasma membrane.